Messenger RNA from Symbiodinium sp. CCMP2592, 249 nucleotides. The record is from the annotation of a GenBank genome assembly. NCBI's taxonomy places the organism in Eukaryota, Dinophyceae, Suessiales, Symbiodiniaceae.
GCGGCUAUGUGCCACCUUGCGGUGUCCAAAGCCUCCCGGGCCGUGUCGGUACUUUCGCGAUCACACGAGGUCGUUCUGGCUUACGUGCUGGCUGAUAUGCUUGGCUUGACCAAGGAUCCUCUCCUGCUGAAGUUCAUGUCGCAAAGUGCCGAGCGUGAUGGUCGCUUUGCGGCGGCUGCAGAACUUCUGCAAACUCAUCCCCAGGCCUCCAUGCAGCUUGCGCUGCUCAGCGCGCGCAACGGCUCCCCG